CAUCCUUCCACAAAUGCGAAGUUAUUCGUGGGGAAUCAAACAGCAGCGAGAAACGUGCAAUUACUAGAAGCCGAGAGCAUUUAUCGAAUAGUAAACUGCCAGGAACUGACGUCGUGCAACUUCUUUGAGGGUGAUGCCCGGUUCCAGUACCGACGUUUCCCGGUGAGUCGAUGGCGGACAGAAGUGAACACAGACGAGGACAUCCUCCGAUUCUUCGAGGAGGGCUGCCACGCCUGGAUCGCCGCAAAUCUAGAUGAAGGCAGGAACGUUUUGAUACAUUGCCUCGCGGGCGCGCACCGGGCGGGGACGACGGGCGUCAGCUUCAUGAUGCGCGAAGGGCGGUAUAACGCCGACACGGCCAUCCGGUUGGCCAAGGCCCUGCGGCCCGUGAUUGACCCCUUCGGGUCGCUGCUCGAGUUGCUCGAGCGGCUCGAGCGCGCCUACGCGGCUUCCGGCCGGGCCGCGCUGUCGCCGACGAGCUGGGAGCAUGAAGUGUCUGAAUCGUAAGUUCUUUUUUGUGUGAGUUCUUCGUCGCGGCGACGGCGUGCCCCUUGCCGUUCGAGGCGUGGCAUUCGGUGGAGGCGUGUGGCGAGAGGACUUGUAUUGCUAGCCCUAGUAGCACGGACCCGGAGCGCUUUCGCCAGGCGCAGACACGGUGCAGGCGCUUACCCUAGCCCCCUACGACGAAGCGCGCCAGGAAUCGCGCGCAGGAGGCUUGGGCCCGGUAGCGCACCGGAACUCAUACGACGUCGGCUCAGAACGGCCACACGCGCGAUCGAAAACACCGACACGCGCAGAUAGCUCAACGUAUAGGUCAACAAUUUUUGCGCACUAGCGGCCUGAAAGAUACUAGCAAGCAGACCAUCCUCCGAGAUCCUGCUCCGCGGGCCUAAACGACGUGCUACGCGAACCACUGACAGUCAGAUUACUGGGAGCAGUGACGCCCAUCGUAUUCUCGAGUGUAGCCAAGUCUCACGUGCGACGCUGAGGCAGCGCGCCCAAACGAGCGCCCACAGUGCACAGCACCAAAAACAAAUAAGAUGGCCGACAAGCGCGCCUACUGUCUAGGCGUCGACGCGCGAGCCACACGAGGCCCCGCCGGUGCGACGGUCAAGCGCUGCGCAUGUGAAGUCGCGCAGUACAUGCUGUUCGGCCGCGCGAACGCCCCGGCGAAGACGACGGAGGCGUCGGUCUACGCCUUUAAUUGCAAGGAAUCGGACAACGACUUACAUACCGACGAUAACGAACUUGGAUUAAAUGUCGUCAAGCUAUUGAGGAUGGAAAAAACCGGGGCGCCCGGGAUUAUCAAAACCGUAUCUUCUGAAGAAUGGCCCAUGCAUGAUGACGAUUGCGCUGGCAUUGUCGAUUGCGUCGGGGCCAUGGUCGCCGAGGCCCAGAAACGAAUUGGUACGAAAAAGGUAAAUAAGCGGGUGGUGCUCAUAACAGACGAUUCUUCCUGUGCGCUGUGGACGACUGACGAGGACGCAGCACGGGCGAAGGACGACUUCAAGGGCAUGGUCGAGCGGCUCGUGUCGCAAGUUUCUUUUGGGCUAUGUGUGGUCAUCGUCGAGACGGAUCAAGAAAAAACUCCAGAGGCGUUGGAGGGCGCCAAGCUCCUCAAGAAGGCUUGUGGGGUGGCGACGAAGAAGGGCCCCGUGUCGGGCUUCUUUGUUAAAGGUAGUGCUGAUGAUAUAGCACUACUCACGCAGGAGGCGUGCGGGCGAUUGGAGGCGUGCAAGGUUCGUAUACAAAAACCGAUGGAACUCAAAUUAGCGCCCGGAUUGACGUGUUAUGUCACUUCACAACCAUUAGCAGAGGAGUCGAAACAACUAGCAUUGAAACAACAAACAAGGGAGGCGGGAAAUACCAUAGCAACCACGAGGGAAUAUGUCCGAACGGAUAAAGAUGACGCGGACCCCUUUGAUGCGGAUGAAUUAGUAAAAGCCUACUACUACGGCGGCGAGUACGUCCAGUGCCCGCCCGACGUUUUGAAACACGCGAAUGAGGACGACGACGAGUACGGCGCCGUCGUGCUCGGGUGCUACGACGAAGCGUUAGGCUCGCCUUGGUCCUGUGGUGAUGCGGGCGGCGCGUCGGGAAAUCGAGCUCAGUUGCUGAGGGCUACUGGUGAGAGAAAUAAGGUGCUACUGGCGGCCUUUGCGAGAAGUUUGAGGGACCAGAAGCAGGUCGCUGUUAUAUCGUUCAAGCUUACUAAAAAAAGUGCAAAUUGGCGCCUGGCGUGUCUCCAACCGGCGCUCGAAGCGUCUGCGUUAGUACUCACUCCUCUACCUUAUCAAGACGACGUGAAGCCGACGCCUCGCAUUAGGCAAGCGGACAUCCCAGAAGACCUCCAAUCUGCAGUUGAUCGGUGGUGCGACGCCCACACGUUGAGUACGAAGGACGUUUCUAAGAUAAGACGGUGCGACGAUCCAGUAGUGUUGAACUUACAAGAUUUAGCUUGUGUGAGAGCCGUAGAGGGUGAUGAUGAGGCCUUCCAGGCGAGGAAGAAGGCUCGGUUUGAGAGAUUGAAGGCGCCGGUGGCCGACGAGGCCGACGAGCAUUGGCGUCAUACGCUGAAGGCCUGGCGCGAGAAAUCCGAGAAGUCGAGCCGAGAGCAACCGGGGCCCACGCAGCCUUCAUUGAACCAAGCCGACGACAUCGAGAUGAACGUCGAAGAGGUGCCGGCGCCUCCAGUACAACGAGCGGAGGUGACAUUACGGAAGCGCCACGCUUUACAAGAUUUCGACGCGCACUGGGCGGUGGCCGACGACGAUGCGAGGCGUAGUGUUUUGAGGGAGGACCUGCGCGCGGUGAUCCUCGCGUUGGCUCGCGACGCGGAGGUGAGCGACGCCUAUGUCAGAGAGGGCCUGGGGUGUUUGAACAGGUUGCGCGCCGUCUGCGGUCCGUGCCUGCGUCCUUCUUUUUAA
Molecule: messenger RNA, 2927 nt
Organism: Pelagomonas calceolata
Lineage: Eukaryota; Pelagophyceae; Pelagomonadales; Pelagomonadaceae
Source: the annotation of a GenBank genome assembly